UAAAAAUUAAAAAAUACAUGAAAACUUGCAUAGAUGUCAGCCAUGGCGCGCUCUUGGCUACACCUUUCUCCUAACUCUGUCUCUGUCUCUCUUUCUCUGAAAAGACUCAAAAGGACUUUGUGUUGUAAAUUCUAAUGAAAUCUACUACUUUGCUCUGCUCUCUGUAAGCACUUCUUUCAUCCGUGUCGUUCUGAACUCACUAUAAGCUACAAAUGUAUGUGUUUAUGUAUGAAUGUAUGUAUGUAAAAGUGUAAACAUUUCCUUUCUUCCUCGUUUCAAACUUGAACUGCUUUAUCCGAUGCUUUGCUUCUGUUCUUUCUGUCAGUGCUUUCUCACGCUUCUCUUGUUUGAGGUUUUGGAUUACCAUUUUACAAAAUACAAUUUUUGCACCUUUGGUUUUUGAGGCAUCACGAAUAGAAAUAUAAUUCCAGAAAAAAGAAGAAAAUAAAAUCUGAGAGAAAACCCAUACUAUGGUUUCCUUAAUGCAAGAUUCUCAUGUUUGAGAGUAUCGUUCUUUAUAUUUGCUCGUAUUGACUUUUGGACUCUGCUAUUUCAAAUGGAUUUGUUCUGAUUGUCGACCUCUUGUAUUAUUAAUUCCAGUACUCUCUUCUUAUCUAUUGGUUUUCAGAUAACAUUACACAUUGUGCAAUCUUUAUAAUUCGCACCUGAUCUGUAGACCUUGGAAGAAUCUUUGAAAGUUUAAUAUGUCAGUUUAGUUCUAAGGCUGUUUGGUAAACAAGAAUAGGAAUAUGUAUCUUUGGUUUAUUUCUAUUUUAAUUUCAUAGUUAAUAUUACACUAUCCAGGAUCAACAAGGAUUCACUUUAGCAAAAAGAGAAUGGAGUUUAAAAGAUAAAAAUAAAUCAUUGUUGGUUGUCUUCAUGGCAAACAAUUCUGCAUCUCAACAGAGAAUUAGUAUUGUGAGCUGAACCUUUAAUUAAGGCUAUGCAGUAUGUGGGCAUGUAAUUAUUAAGGAAGGAGCUCUCUUGGUUUGUAAUGGCUGGUUUGAUGAUGCUGUUUCCCAAGUUAAUGACCAACCCAAUCAUCAUGGUAACCAUGCCAUUUUCACUUUGCAAAUUGGCAUUCACGUUUUGUAUGAAAACCGUCUUUAUUGUUAUUCAAACCUGGACGGAGUUGGUAAAGGCAGCAGUUUCCUUCGAUGUCAAUAUGUUCUGGAAAGCAAUAAUUGGGACGGUUGCUCUUAUAUCUCUUCCUAUACGAGUGUUGACUGCCUUGCAGAGGGAAAGACUGCUGGAACAGCAUCUGCAUGAGAUGCAGUUUGAGUUGGAGACUCUUGUUUGGGACAGGAAGGAGCUUGAGGACCUUCUCCAAGCAGCUGUUAGAGAACACAGAAUUAUGGAGUCAAUGUUAAUAGAACUUGAGGAGGAACAUGACAAGGCUGUUGCCAAGAUUCAACUAUUAGAGGGUGAGUUGCAGGGUUUAAAGGAUGAAAACCUUCAGCUGAAAGAAAUUCAAGGUAAUGCAGCACGGAGCAUUAAAGGUCAUGAUGCGACAAAUAAGAACAAAAGUAUAAAUACUAUUGACAAUCAUGUCAUUCCAUAUAGUAUUGCAUCAUGGAUUUCCAGUUAUAAGGGAAGCAGCAUCUCCUUCCAAGACCAGAUGAUGAACACAGAAGUAUGGGAGGGUAAGAGCACGAGUAAUAUUGGACUGUUGGAUUUCUUAAAAGCUAGCCCUGCACCAAGCGGAUCUGUGCAACCAUUUACACCCAGUGUCAUUCCAAAUUUAGAUGUCAACAUUGCUCUUGAACAACGAAGAGAGGUUGCACUUUCACAAACUGUUUUUAGUGCAACUUUAUCACUUUUGGUUGGAAUGAUUGUCUGGGAAGCCGAAGAUCCUUGCAUGCCUCUUGUGGUGUCUCUCUUCACUGUUGUUAGCAUGUCACUUAAAAGUGUUGUUCAGUUUUUCUUCACUACAAAGAACAGACCUGCUUCUGAUGCAGUUGCCCUGUUCAUACUUGGGACACUCAGUUAUCCGACACUGCCAAGGGUUACCCGGAUGCUGGCUCAACUAGCGUACUGGCUUGGUAUCUCAUUCAAUUAGCUUAUGUAUGUGGCACUUGGAAUACAUCAUUGUGCACAACAGACUAGACCAUGGAGUUCCAUUGAAAAAUAUACGUUCUCUCCUUAACUUAUAGGGUAAAGGUUCAUCAAUAUCUUUUCCUUUCUUUUGUUUCCUUGGCCAAAAGUAACUUGUAGCAGAAUAAUAUCUUUGAAUGUGCGAAAAUAAAGUUGUACCGAGGAGUGUAAUCGAGCCGAAUUGAGUCGAUAUAGUGAGAAGUUUGAA
Durio zibethinus is the source of this 2302-nucleotide messenger RNA. The record is from RefSeq and is a predicted model, not a curated record. NCBI's taxonomy places the organism in Eukaryota, Viridiplantae, Streptophyta, Magnoliopsida, Malvales, Malvaceae.